GUUCGUAUACCAUUGUCCACGCUUACAUUGGAUUUGCGUCAAAGGCGGAAAGCAGUGUCACCGAAAAUCAAAGAGAAGAUGGCGCCUUCAGUCCCCUCACUCAUGCUCAUUACGGCGAUGUAUUCCUCUGUCGUCGUCGCUCAAUUGAACAACAGUUCUUCCCUCUCUUUCGCCACGCCCUCGGGCUAUAGCACUGCGAGCUUCAACGCCUCCGCUCACCCCACACCCUUCACACGAACAGACUACAGCGAAAACGCGCUCAACGAGCUCUGGAACCAAGUCGGGCCCGUCGCCACAGGCACAGUAACUACCACUUUAUCCCCGACACCAGAGCCCACGUCGUACGCCAGACCAAAUGCAGACCGGUUCCACGCGCUCGUUGCGUCUAGUCACCCUGAGCUUGAUGGGUUGAAACUGCCCAAGGGCUUCAAAUGGGGCGUGAGCAGUAGCUCGUAUCAGAUUGAGGGAGCGGCGAAGGAUGAAGGGAAAGGUCCUAGCAUCUGGGAUUUGCUGUCCCAUCGCGUGCCGAAUCUGGUUGCAGAUAAUUCGACGGGGGAUGUGGUUGCUAGCCACUACUACCUGUACAAGCAAGAUUUUGCGAGGUUGAAAAGCUUGGGGGUUCCCGCAUUCAGCCCGAGUUUCUCGUGGCCGAGAUUCUUUCCCUUUGGCAACGGACCAGUCAAUGAGGAGGCGGUUAAGCACUACGACGACGUGAUUUCCGAGAUGCAUAAGAAUGGCCUUCACCCUGCCGUCACGCUGUUUCACUGGGACACGCCACUAGCUCUGUUCAACGAGUACGGCGCCUGGACGAAUCGACGGAUCGUCGACGACUUCUUCCACUACGCCAAGUUUGUCAUUUCGAGAUACGAUGAAUUCGUAGACGAAUGGUUCACCAUCAACGAGCCGCAGUACUGCAAUUGGCAGUAUUCAACCUAUCCGGCCGGAGAAUACUUCCCCGCGCCAAAUGGGGUUACAGAGGAACUCGAGUCUAGGUUCCUCUGCGGACACUUCACUUUACUUGCCCACGCCAAGGUAGCAAAGUGGUACCACGAGGAGUUCAAGGGAAAGGGACGCAUCACCCUGAAGAACUCUGGCAACUACUACGAAGCCAACACGACAAGCCCAGCCGACGAAGAAGCUCGCCAGCGACAGUUCGACUUCUCCAUUGGAUGGUUCGGCGGACCGUGGACAGACGGAGACUAUCCAGCCAGCCUCAAAGAGACACUGGGAGACAUCCUGCCCGAGUUCACGCAGGAGGAGAAGGACAUGAUCAAGGGAUCAUGCGACUUCUACGCCAUUGACCCAUACUCCUCUUUCUCAGCGUACGAGAUCGACGGAGGAGUUGAAGCAUGCGCGUCCAACCGCUCCGCCCCUGGAUAUCCAGAAUGCGCAGGCUCAAACUCUCUUUCGCCCGAAGGCUUCCCCAUAGGACCAGCAGCGGACCCGACAAUGGACUGGUUCUACAGCGCUCCAUCGGGCGUGCGCAAGUUCCUCAAGCACAUCACCACCGUGCUCUUCCCCAGCGUCCCCGACAUUGUGGUAUCUGAAUUCGGAUUCUCGGAGCCCUUUGAAGGCCAGUGGGAGAAGUUGGGACCCGCGCUGUGGGAUCUCCGCAGAGCGGAUUACUACCAAAACUACCUCGACAACAUUUUGCUAAGUAUCCACGAGGACAAGGUCAAUGUGACGGGAGCGUGGGGAUGGGCCAUUUUCGACAACUUUGAGUGGUUUCUGGGAAGCCAGGUUCGGUUCGGGAUGCAGUAUGUGAAUUACACUAGCUUGGAGAGGACGCCCAAGGCCACUGCGUUUAAAUGUUGGUGAUGAUCAAGUGAUAUACAGCGGGAGCAGUGAGGCGAAAGAAGAGAAGCAUUCUGUGGCCCGCUGCUUGUGUGAAAGCCGGAUCGAUGUGAGAGUUAUAGCUUGUAUGCAAGUUGCCAGUCACAUGGCAAUGAAACCGAGCCUGACAACUGAUACACUGAAUCAAUUAUCCUACUUAAUCGCCU
Molecule: messenger RNA, 2000 nt
Organism: Periconia digitata
Lineage: Eukaryota; Fungi; Ascomycota; Dothideomycetes; Pleosporales; Periconiaceae
Source: the annotation of a GenBank genome assembly